AUGGCGCGGUGCGCGGCGUGGCGGCGGUGGCGGGACACUGCCGCCGGCUCGCAGCUCGCUCCGGCGACGCAAGCCGGGUUACAUAAACGCUGCAGCCGCGGCAGCGCGCUGCCCGCGCCCACCUGUCGGCUGUCGCGCGUUUUGGCAUUGCGUGACCAAGUGGGUGUUGCGUCUUUGAGAAAUGCAACAGAUUGCCGACAUUUCUGCGGCGCCUUCGUACUGACGCCACACUUCGCCAUCACAGCGGCGCACUGCGUAGAACACGACGCAAAGCAUUACUCUGUCCACCUCAACAACUACUGCAAUAGAGACAAUGAGACGACGCCUCAUACUGAAGUAUUGGAAGUCAUUACACAUCCAUUGUACAAUCGAAUCACACGCGCCCACGACAUUGCAGCGUUGAGGUUGCAAUUUGAUUUAGAUGACAUAAGUUGGCUUGAUGGUACAGUGUUACCCAAUUCCUCGUUCGGUUUAUCAGGAAGCUGCACAAUUUACGGCUACGGCUAUAGAGACCUAAAUACAAAAGAGGUUUCCCGGACGUUGCUCGCAGCGCACGUGAACAUUGUAUCCCUUGAUGAAUGCACUGAAGCACUGGGACAAUACGUGGCUCCGGAAUAUGACGCCGGGAUGAUAUGCGCUUUAGGCGACGGAGUGGACGCUUGUGAGGGUGACUCCGGUGGCCCGCUCAUGUGCGCUGGUAAGAUCGAGGGUAUAGCGAGCUUCGGGCUCGGCUGCGGCAUACGCGGCCUGCCAGGAGUUUACACCGGGAUUGGAUCCAACUUACAUUGGCUGAGGAGUUUGCUGGAAGAUACACAAUAAACCAACUAAACGUAGAUACCGAAUACCUCAUCAUUUAUUAGCAUAUUUUAAGGUCCCUUUACAGGGCCAGACAGGCCAGACUAUUCUUAUAUAAGAAUAAGGGAUAGGAAGGGAUAAGGAGCUGCUACAAUGCGGGUUGGCUUUGGGUGAUGAUGUUAAAUUCAUUAACGACCAUUACUUAUGAUGUUAAUUAUAAUGACCGGGUCCGAGGGCUUAAAUUAAAGUGCUCUGAGAAACAGGGGGGAAACGACCACGCGGCCGAUCACCUACCCGCUGGUCUGACCGGGUUAAGUCACUCGCUGGACUCCCUGUAACAACAGCCAUUAGAAAAGCUGAGUACCGGACUGUGUGGAAGCAAAUUGUUAACAACGCAUCGAAGGGACUGCAGUGCGGACACGACCUUCAGCAAUGAAGAAUGCGACCAAGAAAAAGAGAGAGAGUGAAGAGAGAAACGGGGUUGUAACACCAACAACUUCUCACUCAGGUUUGAAAAUUUUUACUGAAAAUUUCUUACAAGUAAUCUCAGUAUUAAACAACUCAAACCCAGGACCUCGUGAUCCGAAGCAACAGGACCAACGGGGCACUGGGCAGUAUUUUUUUAGUUCUUCCAUAUUUUCCCGUAGAGUAACUUAACCGAUUGAUAAAUUAGAUCCGUGUAGACGGCGCUAGUAUCACUCUAGUGAUAGCUCGUAGAUAACACUCCCAUGAUAUGCGGGCGAUAGGGGGAAAAGCUGCGCGGGUGUGAAAACGUGCGUGCAGGGAAGUGACGUGCAUCCGUCGUGGGGUUUUCAUUCUUCGCUACACGCCCCCCCGGCCCGCGCGGAACAUCGAGUGUUACGAACAAAGUUGCCAAGCCAUAGCGGUAUAUCAGUAAAAGGCAUAAACAAUACCUACUAACAUUUUAAGUACUUAUAAAACUACUGUCAGUUAAAUGCGAAAAUCUGUCCGUCACUUUUCACAAAAUUUUCAUGAAACUGCCUAAAAUUUCAAGUUACGUGUAUUUAUAAAAAUUGGUAGGUAGGAUUCCCCUUCUUUUGAAAAAAAUCAAGGUUAGGCAAUCAGUAGAUACUGUAGCCAUUGAAAUUAAGUCAUCCCAAGGAUUUAAACAUUAUUCUAAGGACGCCAAGCCAUAUUGGAGCAGAGUGGUGAAUAUA
Bicyclus anynana (squinting bush brown) is the source of this 1973-nucleotide messenger RNA. Its product is annotated as trypsin alpha-3-like. Gene Ontology annotation, biological process: proteolysis. Gene Ontology annotation, molecular function: serine-type endopeptidase activity. NCBI's taxonomy places the organism in Eukaryota, Metazoa, Arthropoda, Insecta, Lepidoptera, Nymphalidae. The record is from RefSeq and is a predicted model, not a curated record. Bases 1 to 819 code for a protein of 272 amino acids. The transcript has 5 exons.